This is a messenger RNA of Ipomoea triloba (trilobed morning glory), 953 nucleotides long. Its product is annotated as probable BOI-related E3 ubiquitin-protein ligase 3. The record is from RefSeq and is a predicted model, not a curated record. Lineage: Eukaryota; Viridiplantae; Streptophyta; Magnoliopsida; Solanales; Convolvulaceae. Gene Ontology annotation, molecular function: ubiquitin-protein transferase activity. The coding region runs from base 183 to 953 and encodes 256 amino acids. The transcript is spliced from 2 exons.
CUCUUAAUUAUUUUCCCUAUUCACUAUUCUCCUUAAAAUCAUACGCCUCUACCCACCUUUUUAACCACACCGGGCCCCAAGCAUUUAUCUUCUUCCCCUCCUCUCUUCGUAUAUAAACUCACCAACCUCUUUCAGGUUUUUUCCACCUCUUCAUUUUCUUUUCCUUUCAUUCUCUCUUCGUCAUGGCUAUUCAGUCUGAGUGGUGGUGUUCGGAGAAUCCGGUGUUUCUGUCGUCUGACAAUGCUGCUGCAUUUGCUGCCGGACUUGAUGCUUUCAGUCCUCCUCCUCCGCCGCAACAACAGGUUCAUUUUGUCAAUCAGAAUUUUGGGAAUGUUAUGAUGGCUCCAAUGCAUCCCCAACAAGUCAUGCCGGAUUUUCCCCUCAAUCUUGCUGCCCAGUUUGAGAAACAGAAACUGGAUUUGGAUCGCUUUAUCUGUCUCCAGAACGAAAGGUUGAGAUUUGGUGUUCAAGAACAGAGGAUGGAACAACUGGGUUUGAUCCUGAGGAGCUACGAAGCAAAAACCCAAUUUUUACUGAAAUACAAGGAGGGAGAGAUGAGGGUGGCGAUGAACAAGAGGGCUGAGCUUGAAAGCUUGGUGAAGAGGCUGGAGAGUGAGAAGCAGUCGUGGGAGCAGGUGGUGAAGGAGAAGGAAGCAAUGGUGGCGUCUCUGAGCAAGACGUUGGAAGGGGUGAGAGAGAGCACGUGGGCGGAGGACGCAGAGUCGUGCAACGAUGAAGAUGAUCAAGUACUGUUCUUCCUUGAUCAAGGAAACCACGAGGGGGAGCAAGGUCUGAGAAAGAUGGUGUGCAAAAGCUGUAAUGUUCGGUGUUCCAGCGUCGUGUUUCUGCCUUGCAAACACCUCUCUUCAUGCAAAUCUUGUGAGGCCUUCCUUCAUUCAUGCCCCAUCUGUCGAUUGCCCAAGACAUCCUUUAUCCCAGCCUUACUAUCAUGA